UCAUGGCAUUACAUCUCCAAACGUUGUUACCAAUCUCCAUUAUUCUAGCCAUCAUUUCAUCAGGGCUGCACCCGUGCGAGUCAGCCAGAGUCUUCACCAUAGUCAACAACUGUAAGGAAAACAUCUGGCCCGCCGUCACACCAGGGGACAACUUCGACGGUGGCGGCUUCUUUCUGAAACCCAACCAAUCCCGUGUCUUCACUGCCCCCGUGAGCUGGUCGGGCCGGAUAUGGGCUCGAACCGGAUGCAAAUUCGACUCCAGCGGAAGCGGAUCGUGCGUGACAGGAGCCUGUGGUUCCUCCUUGAAAUGCUCAGCCUCGGGAAAGCCUCCUGUUUCACUUGCGGAAUUUACCCUCGUGGCCUCGGAUUUCUACGACGUGAGCCUCGUCGAUGGCUUCAACGUGCCGGUAGCUAUUCUGCCCAUAAAUGGAACAGGAAAUUGCACUACGGUUAGGUGCGACUAUGACAUGAGACCAAAGUGUCCGUCAGAGCUUGCUGUGAAGUCCAACGGCAAAGUUGUGGGGUGCCGGAGUGCCUGCGACGUGUUCAACACCGAUGAGUACUGCUGCAGAGGCAAUUAUGGGAACCCCACUACGUGCCAACCUACGAAUUACUCCAAGAAGUUUAAGGACGCGUGCCCUAAUUCUUAUAGUUAUGCAUACGAUGAUCCAUCAACUAUUUUCACCUGCACGAGUCCUGACUAUGACAUUGCCUUCUGCUCCUCCAGGAAGCAACAAGUGUGCCCGUACCAACAAGUGUGCAAUGGAUCGAAGGGCCUAAACUCGUUGAUCGGAAGGUGGAUGGUCAGGGCGAUUGUGGGAUACUGGAUGCUUAGUCUGUGGAAUCUGUUCUGAAACUGGUUAAUAUUUAUAUAAAGUCGGUUCUUCUGAUCCAGUUCGUUUGACAUGAACGAUUUUGGACUGAAGAACCAACCUGCUUUUUUCCUCUC
Molecule: messenger RNA, 949 nt
Organism: Neltuma alba
Lineage: Eukaryota; Viridiplantae; Streptophyta; Magnoliopsida; Fabales; Fabaceae
Product: pathogenesis-related protein 5
Exons: 3
Coding region: 3-854 (283 amino acids)
Source: RefSeq, a predicted model, not a curated record